AUGUGCUGCGUCCUCGAACUUGUGCAGCCCGGAUACCGGCCGAGGCCGUGUCAGCGCAAGUGGUUUCCUCCAGAGAGCUGCGAUACCUCUUUGUCCACGUGGCGCCACAGCAAACGGGAGCUUUGGAGCGCCAACCUCCGCUUUCCUUGGGAAGAUAGGGGGCUCCGAAGGCCUGUGGUUCUCAGCGUGCGCUUUGACAACUCGCUGGGGCGCCGAGCAGGCUCGCUGGAGGGAGGCGGAUACGGCUCAGGUUCACCAACUCAACGAGCCAAUGCCGCCGCUUUCUUUGGACAUAACUUUAAGAAGGCUUACGAGUCUGCCAGGGCUGGGUAUGUUUACUAUCCGAACAUGCAGACGAAGUCGCGGUGCAGGGCAGAUCGGCACGGACGCUGGUGUUUGGGGCGGUGUAGCCAAGAUGCGAAGCCCGACGACGAGAGUUGUUGGGCCUUUUCAUUUCGGUAUCACCUUGAUAGUGCCGCCUCUGCCAACAAGGGGAGGCCAGGUGUGCCAAUUAUGUUACAAGUAGUUGAGCGCGAUGGUAUGCUGGGCAUUGGUCAAGAAGAAGAACUUGCCAUUGCGGAGGACCUUGGCGCCGAGAUUUAUCAUGCCUAUCUGGAGAACGACGAAAUCAUCAUGUGCCGCCACGACGGUAGGAGCGAACUGAAGCUUGCGGCGUACCAGGAAGCAGGGGUUUGUAUUGCAAGUUGGGCCGCAAAGCAUGCCUGCCCGGCACUCCUGCAGACCCUGCGAUGCUUGGGAGCUGAUAUGUCUUGGCAGGACCGCCUUGGACGUACCGCAGCGCAUUUUGUCUCAGGAAGCGACGAGCAGGCAGCAGCCACCCUCUGCCGGCUAUGCGACUUGAAGGCAGACCUGUCGAUUGAAGAUGCAAACCGGCAAACGGCUGCCCAUGCCAUGGCCCUGCAGGGAUACGUGAAAGCAUUUGAGAUGCUAGGGGCAAUGGGAGUCGACCUGGCCAAGCAAGAUGCAGAGGGACUUACUCCGAUGCACAUUGCCGCACAACAUGGUCAUGCCAGCACAGUGCAUCUCCUGUGCAAUAUUGUCCACGAACAGAUAGAGGACAAGCAUGGGCGCCUGCCGGCACACAUAGCCGCCGAACAGGGUCAUUGCGAAGUGCUGCAGACACUGCAUGAUUGUGGCCAGAGCUUGGAGGUAAUUUCCAAGAAGCUUGAGGCGGCACCUGUGCACACAGCUGCAUCGCACAAUCACAUCUCUGUCUUUCGCUUGCUGUAUGACCUGGGCUACAACCUUUUUGUGCAUGAUGGACUGGGCCGCACCUUGACUCACCACGUGCAAACAGCGGAGGCCUUGCUCUGCUUGCAGAAGCUCCGGGCGAAUCUGGAACAGCCCGAUGACAAGGGUGGACUACCAAUUCACACGGCUGUAUGGCCAAGAAUCUGCAAUCAAGAAGCUCAUCGAACUGUCGGCAGACAUCUCCGCUCUCGACCAUAG
Molecule: messenger RNA, 1470 nt
Organism: Symbiodinium natans
Lineage: Eukaryota; Dinophyceae; Suessiales; Symbiodiniaceae
Source: the annotation of a GenBank genome assembly